Messenger RNA from Owenia fusiformis, 4185 nucleotides. Lineage: Eukaryota; Metazoa; Annelida; Polychaeta; Sabellida; Oweniidae. The record is from the annotation of a GenBank genome assembly.
CAUGAACUAAACGUACAAAACAACUGUCAGCCGAUAUUUAACAAGAAAGAAUAUGCUACAAUUGUUUCAGAUAUAGAUAUUGCCUUUAUAUAGUUUAAUGUCACAGGAGCAUAACAAUAUCAUAAAUAUGUGGAUCUUUAUACUUUUCAUCUAUAUAUCAUCAGGCAUGUCAGAAGCUCAAAUGCAAGCAUGUUUACAAUUCAACGGAGGGGAUUUUACGGGACACACACAACUUAAACUUCCAUCUAUAAAAGAAAAUUCUCCAGUGGGCCACGUGGUGAAGCGGUUUAAAGCCCCUGAGAGAGUUCGAGGAAUAAACUAUGAUGUCGCUAUUGAACUACAGGGAGAAGGUGUCGCAUACUUUUCCUACAAUCAAGUUACAUAUGAGCUAACCCUCACUAAAUCGGUGGAUGAUUUAGCCGACCUUUGUGUACCUUCGCUUCGAAUAGGUGGGAAAUGUAUCAUUGCAAUCGAAGGAUCUAUGCCUUUAGAGUAUUUGUUUUCAUUGGAAGUUCCCUUGGAGCAUACAAAUGACAAUCCACCAGUAUUUCAACAGGAAGUUUAUGAGUUAGAAGUUAGUGAGAGUCACCUACCUGGUACCUCACUAGAUGGCGGCCUGAUAACUGCUACGGACGCUGAUUGUUACCCUGGUGAUCUAGAAAAGGCCGAUAUUGUCACAUAUACCUUGCAGUCGGUACAACCAAAAUCAAAUGCGUUCGAGCUAAAUAAAACGUCUGGAGAGAUCAAACUAGUAAAGGAAUUAGACUAUGACAUAGGUAUACACGAAUACUCCCUAAAGGUCAUAGCGUCAGAUUCCAGACGCCCUCCAAAGACCAGCUCGACCACUGUAUGUGUCCAUGUUAUAGAUGAAGAUGACCUUCCGCCAAUGUUUGAUUCUCACGUAUAUAAGUCUACGCUGAUAGGUGACAGACCCCCUGUAACAGGUGAGUUCCUGCAAUUUGAUCCAGAAAACAUCCGUGCCGUUGAUCAAGACGAAGGUCAGGAUGCUCCAAUAGAGUACAGAAUAGUGGACGCCUCAUCUGAUGUUGAGGAACAUUUUGCUAUAGAUCCGUCUACGGGUUCUGUGCGGCAAAUCAAACCAGUGGGAAGACAUACAAAUAUAGCAAAUGGGGAGGUUCCUGGAUUUCCAACAUUUAUGUUCACUGUUCAAGCAAUACAAAUGGAUGACCCGGGAAUGAUGUGUAACUGUUCAGUAGUUAUAGCUGUUGAUGAUGUUAAUGACCAUGCCCCAAAGUUUGAAGAUGACGUCUACAAUGCCACCAUUAAAGAGAACACACCAACAGGAACAAUAGUGAUGAAAGUAUCAGCCGAUGAUGAUGAUUAUGGUAUAAACAAUGAGUUCGAGUACGUGCUACAAGAUCAGAGUGGAGCGUUUGAAAUAGGUGAAAGUAGUGGCAUCGUCGCCGUCAAAGACGAAAGUGUGCUCGACAGGGAACAGAGGCAAAACUUCAGAUUAUCGGUUGCAGCGAUCGAGACAAAAUCCAAAGAUCGUAAACGAAGCCGUCCCAACGCUCUGUUGGAGAUAUACUUGGAUGAUGUUAACGAUAACGGACCUGUGUUCCCAAAAACUGAAUACUCAUAUAGUAUAACCGAUGGUACGCUAGAGGGGCAUCUCAUAGGACAGAUUAUAGCCAGCGAUGCUGACGAAAUGUUGAUGGGUAAUGGCCAGGUACGCUAUAAGAUAAUAGGGGGCUCUCCUCCCGACUGGCCAACACGAUUCUCUCUCGGGGAAAAAGAUGGAAAACUUCGGCUUGAAUCAGACCUUCGGGAGCUUAGAAAGAUACGAGUGUACCCAACUUAUGAAUUGACUGUGCGUGCAAUCGACCAGCCUGUGAACUUUACCACUACGAAAUGGAUGGAUGUUUCGGUCAAAGUUGUUAUCACAGAGCAGAACGACUUUGCUCCAAAGUUUCUUCUCGAAAGUUAUUCUGUUGUUGUCAAUGAGCUUGUUCCUGCGGGUACUCCUAUAGUCGACGUAAAGGCAGUAGACCAAGAUGGAGAUUGGACUGUGGAUUACAGUAUUGUUGGUGGUAACGAGGAUGGAUGCUUCAAGUUGAUCAAUGGAUAUUCAGUUGUUAGCUGCCCAGAAAUUGACAGAGAAGAGGUUCCAAGUUAUGUACUUCGCGUGAAAGCUGAUGACGGUAUACAUUCUACUGAGGUGGAUGUCGAAAUCACACUUGCUGAUGCAAAUGACAACCAGCCCCGUUUCAUCAGCCGUCUCUACGUGUUUCAAGUGAAGGAAAACGUUGCCCAUAGACACCACGUGGGUCAGGUUAAUGCCACAGAUAGAGAUGAAGGAGAGAAUUCUGCUCUAAAGUAUAGGAUCAUUCAUGGUGAAGGAACGGAGUUUUUCAAGAUGGACGAGACUACUGGUGAUAUAGUCGUUGAUCGGGGAAUCGACGCAGAAGAUAGGUCCUAUUUUCUCAUCAUCGCUGAGGUAUAUGAUCAAGGGACGCCAGUACUGAAGGAUCAUUGCAACAUCAGGAUUGAAGUAAUAGACCUCAACGACCACUACCCAACUUUCUCAAGUGAGUCAUAUGUUGGACACAUAUGUGAAGAUGACGAUGACCCUAUGCCACGACAAGAGGUUAAAAUGGAACCGCCAUUGUAUGCCUCUGACAACGAUGCCACGUCAGCCAACAAGAUGAUCCGCUACUCAAUAACCGGACCGGAUAGAAAGAUAUUCCAAGUUGACCCACUCUAUGGGACACUCUACGUGAGAGAGUCCGAAGCAGGGGCAAUAGAUAGAGACGCCGGACGUGAUCAUUACAACAUAGAGAUGUUGGCUACUGACAAACAGGGCACUGGUUUUGACACAAAGGUCAGUAUUCGCAUCAACAUUAAUGAUCACAAUGACAACGGCCCCAUAGCAGCUGAGACAGUAAACAUCAAGAUUCCAGAGGACGUGGAAAUUGAUACUGUUGUUGGUCAGAUAGAGGCCAGUGAUGCUGAUGCAACUGAGGCCAAUAAUAGACUCAUGUAUGGAGUUGUAUAUGGCGAUUUGGAAAAGUUUGCAGUUGAUGAAACCAAUGGAACAAUAACUGUCCGUGAGUUACUGGACCGUGAGACGAAAUGCCACUACUGUUUAAAUGUCUCAAUACAGGACACGGCCUCUCCUUACAACAGGGUAUACACCAUGGUAAACAUCACAGUGCUAGACGUCAACGACAACAAACCUUUAGUCAUUGGAGAUGAGCUAGCGAUUAUGGAGGGGCUGCCAUCCGGCUCUUUCAUUGGCCAUGUUGUCAUAUCUGAUCCAGAUGACGGGGAUAAUAUCAAAGCGUAUGUAGAGGAAAAUGUGCCAUUUUGGUUAAACAGUACAGAUGGAUCACUCUACACAACCAAGGUGUUAGACAGGGAGACGAAGAAAUACUACAGGUUCACAAUCUUUGCUGAAGACCAAGGUCAACCCUCACUCGUAUCCUCCAAUACUAUCAAAGUCACUGUCUUAGACAAAAAUGAUAACCCUCCAAGCUUCCCACAGAACAAUUACAAUUACAUGAUCUUAAGUACAUUCCCAGUAGGGACAAUUGUUGCCACACCUUUUGCAUGCGAUGACAGAGAUGAAAUACGUACACCAAUUAUGUACACCAUGAAAGGAGAAAUGGCGGACUAUUUUGAAAUAAAUACCAAAAAGGGGCUCAUCACUAUAAAGGAAAGUAUAGUUGAUUUAGCCAGCCAAGAGGUGAAGCUUGUAGUACGUGCAAUUGACACUGUUCUGCAAAGUCUGUAUACUGAAGCCAAUGUGUAUCUGACUGUGUUGGAUCAGACAGACAUCUGCUCAGAUUUAGACACAGAAAGCGCAACAACACACUCGGUCAUCACUUCUACUACCACACAAGCCACCACAACAGUAGCUUCAGAUGAUACUGCUAAUAUAGACACACAAGUUGUAGAGAAUUAGGGAUCAGGGGGUGGUCACUGGCCAGUAGUAAAUUGUUUAACCAGUUGUAACAAGACAAUAACGUGACAAUUUGUCACCACACAAAUGUUGCUGAGGUCGGGGGCUGGUCACAAUAUGGCAAAGGCAAUUUGUAAUAACAAUAUGCCACCCACGUGGUGACAAUGUAAAAAAUACUACUGUAUAGGCUAUUCUUUAAAACGCCAUCAUGUUUAUAGUAAUUAUGAAGAUACUUAAACUGAAUAAAGUGUGGUUUAUAGAUG